Molecule: messenger RNA, 1806 nt
Organism: Frankliniella occidentalis (western flower thrips)
Lineage: Eukaryota; Metazoa; Arthropoda; Insecta; Thysanoptera; Thripidae
Gene: Acat1
Product: acetyl-CoA acetyltransferase, mitochondrial
Exons: 9
Coding region: 166-1425 (419 amino acids)
Biological process (GO): fatty acid beta-oxidation
Molecular function (GO): acetyl-CoA C-acetyltransferase activity
Source: RefSeq, a predicted model, not a curated record
CCCCGCCCCGCACCUCAUAUGCGCGUCACUGGUCCGACCCGACCGGCAACACUUGUUGUUGUCAGUUUUCUUCUCCGCUGUCCUUGAACCCGUUUCUCUCAUCUCAUAGUUUGUUACCAACCCGUCCGUUGUAAAGUUAUACGCCGCCCUUCACCACAGUACACCAUGCCGGCCCUUCACCAGGUGAAGUCGUUGCUGUGGGGAAUUCGCCCAAAGGGAUCCUUAAGGUUCCAGCAUAGUUCGAGCACCAAGUUAAAUGAUGUUGUUAUUGUUGGGGCGGCUCGAACUCCUAUGGGGUCAUUUUGCAGUCAGCUAGCAUCCAUUCCUGCGCCAAAACUUGCUGCUGUUGCAAUUAAAGCUGCUUUGGAACGAGCCGGUAUUUCGAAGGAGGAAGUUCAAGAAGUUUACAUGGGAAAUGUGUGUCAGGGCAUGUUAGGACAGGCACCAGCAAGACAAGCCGCAUUAUAUGCAGGUUUGCCAAAGUCCACAGCUUGUACUACGAUCAACAAGGUGUGCUCAUCAGGAAUGAAAUCGAUUAUGUUGGCAGCUCAGGGUUUAAUGUGUGGUCAUCAGGAUGUCAUUGUGGCUGGUGGCAUGGAGUCAAUGUCUAAUGUGCCCUUUUAUAUGAAGAGAGGAGACACUGGCUAUGGUGGAGUUACAUUGCAGGAUGGUAUUGUAUUUGAUGGUCUCACAGAUGUUUAUAACAAAAUUCAUAUGGGAAAUUGUGGUGAAAACACAGCUAAAAAUUUGGGUAUAACUCGCAAGGAUCAGGAUGAGUAUGCCAUUCAAAGUUAUCAACGAAGUGCAGAGGCAUAUAAGUCCGGUGCCAUUAAGGAAGAAUUGGUGCCUGUGAAUGUUCCACAAAAAAAAGGCAAACCAGAUCUUAUUGUCUCAGAAGACGAAGAAUUCAAACGAGUUAACUUUGAAAAGUUUUCUAAACUUCCAACUGUAUUUCAGAGAGAAGGAGGCACUGUAACUGCAGGAAAUGCAUCAACUCUCAAUGAUGGUGCAGCAGCUUGUGUUCUUACUACCCGUGAUGCGGCUGAACGCCUUGGAGUUAAGCCUAUUGCAAGAAUUGUUGGAUUUUACGAUGCAGAAACAGAACCCAUUGACUUCCCGAUUGCACCUGUCUUUGCAAUUCCCAAACUGCUAGAGCGCUGUGGUGUUAAACAAGAUGAAGUUGCUAUGUGGGAAAUCAAUGAAGCUUUCAGUGUAGUUGCCCUUGCUUGCCAAAAAAUGUUAAAACUGGAUAUGAAAAAAUUGAACAUCCAUGGAGGUGCUGUUAGUCUUGGUCAUCCCAUUGGUAUGUCAGGGGCUCGUCUUGUGAACCAUCUUGUGUAUUCAUUGAAACCUGGUGAAAAGGGUGUGGCAGCCAUCUGUAAUGGAGGUGGUGGUGCAUCUUCAAUCCUUAUUGAAAAAUUGUAAGUUGAUACCUUUACAUUGAACUCUCAUAUUUUUUAAGUUCAAAUACUUCCGGAAUGUUAUUGUUGGUAAAUGUUCAUUCUCUUUUGGUGUGAGGGUUAAGAUCAUUUUUAUCAAUCUUAUGACUAAAAGCAGAAAAAUGUCCACUGGAUGUGUUGGUUAAGAUGAUUUCUGCCAGUUUCAAUGAAAUAAUAUUUUAUUUACGAUCAUGUGUCAUCACAGUUGCGAGACUGAUAUUUUUAAUGGUACUUUUAUUUUUUGUGAUAGAUUAUUUUUGUAAAACAUUUCUUUCUUUGUGCUGUUUAUCUUUUUUAAAUGUAAUAGUCUUUAUAGAAUGUUGUUUUCAAGCUGGUUUUAGUCAUCAAUAAAAUUAUUUUUAUGUAA